This is a messenger RNA of Aspergillus caelatus, 2349 nucleotides long. RefSeq names its product MFS transporter. Gene Ontology annotation, biological process: transmembrane transport. Gene Ontology annotation, molecular function: transmembrane transporter activity. NCBI's taxonomy places the organism in Eukaryota, Fungi, Ascomycota, Eurotiomycetes, Eurotiales, Aspergillaceae. The record is from RefSeq and is a predicted model, not a curated record. The transcript has a single exon. The coding region runs from base 341 to 2155 and encodes 604 amino acids.
GUUAUCAGUAUACUUAAUACCUGACCUUAUGCAUGUUGGGCUUGAUCAUAGCUUUGCUCUCGAUUUUUUCAGCAUUCGACCCUUUUCUGAACCAGGUCUCCUCUUGCUUGAUUUCCUGUUGCCCGGAUCUCAACUGUCCUAAAAAUUAUGUGGUGCUGGAUCGGUUGAUCUACAAGAAACUUUUUUUCUUCUUCAUUUAAUUCUAUUGUCUCGAUUUAGUUUACCCACCUUUCUUUGUUCUCAAAAGAAAAUAAGAUAAGAAAGAGAAACAGACGGCAGAAGAACUAGUACCACACCCCUACACAUUAGUGCUUAGGCCAUUGACCUACAUUCAACAAGCAUGGCAGACACAGGCGAGCCCGUCCAGCCUACUCGCAUUCCACAUUGGCGCCUUAUCAUCGACCAAGGGAUACUUACUCAGGAAGUCAUUGACUACCCUUAUGCGGGCUCCGGCACUGAAGAUGACCCUUAUCUCGUCACCUGGCUUCCCAAUGAUCCACGAAAUCCUAUGAAUUUCCAAGAUAGCCGAAAAUGGUUCUACACAGUAACGGUGGCCUGGGCGACCUUAGCGGUAUCGCUAGUAUCUUCUGCAUACACCGGCGGUGUGGACCAAAUUAUGGAACAAUUCAACUGCGGUACAGAAGUAGCCACGCUGGGAGUAUCCUUAUUCGUGGUAGGAUUCGCCAUCGGUCCGUUGCUCUGGGCGCCCAUGAGCGAGUUAUAUGGACGACAGUAUCUUUUUAUUGGCAGUUACUGUGGGUUGACUGUGUUCAACGCUGCUUGUACAGGGUCAAAAAAUAUCUGGUCACUUAUCAUCUUCCGCUUCUUCGCAGGUUCUUUUGGAUCGUCGCCGCUGACCAACGCUGGCGGCGUGAUCGCAGAUAUGUUCCCAGCCAGCCAGCGUGGUAUAGCAAUGAGCGUGUUUGCAGCUGCCCCGUUCUUAGGUCCAGUGCUUGGCCCAAUCAUUGGGGGGUUCUUAGGCAUGAAGGAAGGUUGGAAGUGGGUGAUGGGAUUCUUAGCCAUCUUCUCAGGUGCUCUCUGGAUUCUUGGGGCAAUCUGUGUCCCGGAGACUUACGCUCCUGUCCUUCUGCAGCGGCGGGCAGCCAAACUCUCUAAACUUACCGGGAAAGUUUACCAAAGUAAGGUUGAGGUAGACCAAGGAAAGAAAACACCCAAAGAGGCCUUCCAGAUCGCCCUAUCUCGACCAUGGAUCCUACUGUUCCGUGAACCGAUCGUGCUCUUGCUGUCAAUCUAUAUGGCUAUCAUCUAUGGUACCCUAUAUAUGAUGUUUGCAGCCUUUCCCAUUGUCUACCAAGGCCAGCGAGGAUGGAACCAGGGUGUUUCUGGCCUGGCUUUUCUGGGAAUCAUGGUUGGAAUGCUCCUUGCGGUAGCCUACACACUCUGGGAUAAUAAACGCUAUAUCAAUACCCAGGCACGACACAAUGGGUUUGCACCUCCCGAGGCUCGCCUGCCUCCUUGCCUGAUUGCCUCGAUUGUCAUACCAAUUGGUCUUUUCUGGUUUGCCUGGACGAACUAUCCCUCGAUUCAUUUCAUGGCCAGUAUCGCAGCCGGCGCGCCGUUCGGAUUUGGCAUGGUGCUGGUCUUCCUCAGCUUGAUGAAUUACCUGAUUGAUGCCUAUACAAUCUUUGCUGCGUCCGUAUUGGCUGCCAAUUCUGUGCUUCGUUCCAUCUUCGGUGCUGUUUUCCCGCUCUUCACUACAUACAUGUACAAUGACCUAGGUGUGCACUGGGCCUCCAGUAUCCCUGCAUUUCUAGCAGUCGCGUGCAUCCCGUUUCCUUUUCUCUUUUACAAAUACGGCCCAGCGAUUAGGACGCGAUGCAAAUAUGCAGCGCAGUCUGACGCUUUUAUGAAGAAGUUGAUGGAACAAAGCACCAAUGUUCCUGAAGAGACAGACGCGGAGAAGAAGUCCGAGAAUAAUGCCAUGGAGGGAUUGAAAGAGGUGGAUGAUAAUCUGUCCGAGCCCACUCCAGCGAGCUCGCAACUGGAUGAUCUCCCGUCUGCCUCCAAGUACGACCGAAGAAAGUCUAUAGCAUCACAGGCAUCACGCCGGUCUGAGGGGGUAAAUUCUCAAACUGUGUACGAUGCUAACCCCUAUGACAUUGAUCGAGUCAACACCCGCGAGUCAUUCAAAUAGCGACCUUCCGCCCAUUCCCCUCUUUCAUGACCGCUGACUGUAUCCUGUAUUGUGAUCCGUUGAUGGAUCCCUAAACAUCCCCUUUCUGGUUACCAUCCCCCUCUCAAAAUACCCUAUAGAUAGUGUUUAGUUUAUAAUUUCUAUAGAAUUCGCUGAUAGAACCUUGACUUCAACUUGGCGAUCCAUCUCGAAUC